GCCAAAGAAGCAGGCAAGACUGUACCCAAAACGUCGGCAACUCAAAUUGCGUUAGAGUUAAUUAGAACAAAGGGAAUUACAGGACUAUACAAGGGCACAGGUGCCACUAUGCUACGUGAUGUUUCAUUCUCGGUUGUGUACUUCCCAUUGUUCGCAACACUUAAUGAUCUUGGUCCACGAAAGGCGGAUGGCUCCGGUGAAGCAGUUUUUUGGUGCUCGUUUUUAAGUGGAUGUGCUGCUGGAUCGUUAGCUGCACUGUCUGUUAAUCCUUUUGAUGUUGUCAAAACUAGACUUCAAGUGCUGAAGAAAGCCGAAGGUGAAAUGCAAUUCAACGGCGUGGCUGAUUGCGUCAAAAAAACGUUCGUCAACGAAGGGCCUAAAGCAUUCUUCAAAGGUGGUCUUUGCCGUAUGAUCGUCAUUGCUCCAUUGUUUGGCAUCGCUCAGAUGGUAUACUUCCUUGGUGUAGCUGAAUCAAUUCUCGGAAUCAAGCAAACAAAAGUUUAAACCGCAUAUGUAGUAGAUAACCCUUGCCACAAAAUCGCUAGUAAAAAAAAUAAUAGAAAGUAAACGCUAAAGUCAAUGAACUAGCGACAAUUACACACAUGUAGUUUGUGCUGUAGGCAUCCCGUGUUCACCAUUAGAUAGGGUAUAGAAAAGACGCAGUUUGGAAAAUGUUGCACGAUGAAAUAUGGGAAUAUUUGUAUUGUGGAAAAAAUGUUAAAUGACACGCAAGUAAAUUUUAUUUUGAGAUUUCACUUUCAAACAGUAAUGACAAAUGCAUUAGUUUUGAACAAAAAAGUCCAUCUAAAGUUUUCAAUUUCAAAUUAAUUAACUACUCAUAUCUUGCCGUGCAAAAUUAUGAAAUCUGCAUCUUAUCUCGUCACAAUUCCUCAAGAAAUAUACAAGAGUAUAUUUGGUCUAUAGCGGAUUUAUGAUUGAUUCAGGUUCGAACUAGUUCCAACCCGUGUAAACCUCAACUUGCCCAGGCUUUACAAACAUGCGAUCAAACUAAGUUUAUAAAAAAAUAAGAUGAUAACAGAUUCAAGUUGAACCUGACUUAAGUUAAGUAGGAACCGUAUUCCCAAAACAGCAUUUUAAUGAUUGUGUAGUAAAUGAUGCAUUGUUUGUCCCCUUAUGAAAUAUUAAUUGUUCAUCUAUGUCUGGAAGCAAAAUCUGAUUGCUAGGUCAUAUGAGGCUCAUAUUCAGAAAUGUUGUUUCAAAAUAAGAGCAAAGCUAUUGGCAUUGGUAUUUCAACGAAAAUGAUACUGGUAUUUCAAAGUAAUUGACUAUGACUACGAGGUAUGCUAACUGGUAAAUUCCUCGAUAAAUGUUAUAAAUUAGUUAUGUGAAUAAGCCAUAUAUAUAUGUAGAUGUGUUCUUACAGGCAUCAUAAAUGUGAUUAUGCU
Molecule: messenger RNA, 1406 nt
Organism: Ochlerotatus camptorhynchus
Lineage: Eukaryota; Metazoa; Arthropoda; Insecta; Diptera; Culicidae
Product: mitochondrial glutamate carrier 1-like
Exons: 3
Biological process (GO): malate-aspartate shuttle; aspartate transmembrane transport; L-glutamate transmembrane transport
Molecular function (GO): L-aspartate transmembrane transporter activity; L-glutamate transmembrane transporter activity
Source: RefSeq, a predicted model, not a curated record